UUUGUGAACAGAAGAUCAUUCUUGGGGGGACUAAAGACUUUCAGUUUUUAACAGUGAACUUCAUUUUAGCAAUUGCACAGGAUUAAAUGAUUAUCUGAGGUUUUAACUCCUGAAAUAGUUACUCUUUUACAAUGAAGCAUGUUUAUCUGCUGAUUUUGGUUUCUCUAUUAGCUCUGACAGAAAGAGUCCUGAUGCAAACUACCUGUGGACUUGGAUACAUUAUAGAUGGAAGAAAGUGUAUAGAUGAAGAUGAGUGUGAAUUUGAAGAUGAAGAUGAAGAGACAAUCUGUGGAGAUAAUGCAGUUUGCUACAACACUAUAGGUAGCUACUACUGUCAGUGUCAUAAAGGAUUUACAGCACCUGAAAACUUUACAGCAGACACUCCAACAAAAUGCGAAGACAUCAAUGAAUGUUUGGAGGACAGCAUUGAUUGUGGUCCUAAUGCAUCCUGUCAAAAUUUUGGAGGAAAUUAUUCAUGCAUAUGUGAUACUGGCUACAUUGCCAACAAUAAUGCAGAGACAUUUAUGGACAGACAAGGAGUUCAGUGUAUUGACAGAAAUGAGUGUGAGGAUUAUUCUGGUUUCUGUGGUAUGAAUGCGAGAUGUCAUAACACCCCGGGCAGUUACUACUGCACAUGUGCUCCAGGCUUCAGACUGAGAUCAGGACAAACUAACUUCACUGAUCCCAGUACAGACAGCUGUGAAACUGACAUAUGUUACACUGAUAAAUCUGUCUGUGGAGAAGGAUUCUGUAAAAACAGCAAAGAUGGCCAUGAAUGUGUAUGCAAGCCAGGAUUCACCAACUAUGGACACAAACAAAUGAAAUGCACAGCUGACAUAUGUUACAAUAGUAAAUCUAUCUGUGGUGAAGGACUCUGCAAAAAUGGUAAAGCCGGCCAUGAAUGUGUAUGCAAGCCAGGAUUCACCAACUAUGGACACAAACAAAUGAAAUGCACAGACAUAAAUGAGUGUGAAGUAGAUUCUGGUUUAUGUGGUAUAAAUGCGAGAUGUCAUAACACCCCGGGCAGUUACUACUGCACAUGUGCUCCAGGCUUCAGACUGAGAUCAGGACAAACUAACUUCACUGAUCCCAGUACAGACAGCUGUGAAACUGAUAUAUGUAACACUGAUAAAUCUAUCUGUGGAGAAGGAUCCUGUAAAAACGGCAAAGAUGGCCAUGAAUGUGAAUGCAAGUCAGGAUUCACCAACCAUGGACACAAACAAAUGAAAUGCACAGUUGAAGGUAUAUACAACACUGACAAAUCCAUCUGUGGAGGAAAAUUUUGCACAAACAGCAAAGAUUCAGCGGUCAAGAUGACUCACAGUACCAAGAUCAGCGCUGUGUUAUCAGUUUUAGUGCUUGUUUUGUGGGAAUGAAAUUCCUUGAAAUGUCGCAUGAACAUUCAGAAACAAAAUUCCAGAGUGCAGUGUAAUAAACAAGAAUUAUAUCCCAGAUCAUGCAAUUUGUUAUGGAGAUGUGCUAUUAGUUAUCUGAGCGAUUUAAAUAUUUUGCACAGGCAAAAUAAAAGUCCUACAGAUUCUAUUUGUCAUUAUGUUUGGUUAAAACGUUUCAGUUUAGUUCUUUGUUGGUUCUUCUUUCUAAAAUCAUGAAAUCAUUACAUCUUUGUAAUACCACAUUAAAGACCUGACAAAACUU
This is a messenger RNA of Paramisgurnus dabryanus, 1656 nucleotides long. The record is from RefSeq and is a predicted model, not a curated record. NCBI's taxonomy places the organism in Eukaryota, Metazoa, Chordata, Actinopteri, Cypriniformes, Cobitidae.